Molecule: messenger RNA, 912 nt
Organism: Glycine soja
Lineage: Eukaryota; Viridiplantae; Streptophyta; Magnoliopsida; Fabales; Fabaceae
Product: alpha-amylase/subtilisin inhibitor-like
Exons: 1
Coding region: 69-680 (203 amino acids)
Molecular function (GO): endopeptidase inhibitor activity
Source: RefSeq, a predicted model, not a curated record
AUUAAUUGUGACAAAACCCAUAAAUCCUCUCACCAAAUAAACCUCAAUUUAUUGCAUUGCAUAAUACCAUGUCAAUGAAGUUGUAUGCUUCCCUCACCCUUACGGUGUGGCUUUUCAUGGCCACAUUUUCGCGAGCCCAAUACGUUAUUGACACAAAUGGCGAACCCGUUGACAAUGAUGAUGAGUAUUACAUCAGGCCAGCCAUAACCGACAACGGAGGGCGUUUCACCUUGAUCAACCGAAACGGGUCGUGCCCUCUCUACGUGGGUCUUGAAAACACCGAUACGCCACUUGGUUAUCCAGUGAAAUUUACCCAUUUUGCCCUCAACGUUCAAGAUGAGGAUAUAAGGGUGAACAGCGACUUGAGAAUCGAAUUCGUGGAAGUUUCCACAACGUGUGUGCAAUCCACGGAAUGGAGGGUGGGUGAGAACGACACGAGGAGUGGAAGGAGGCUCAUCAUCACUGGCCUAGAUGAUAAUUUUGGAUCCAUUGGUAACUAUUUUAGAAUUGUGGAAACGCAAAGUGUUGGUAUCUAUAACAUCGAGUGGUGCCCUAUGGAAAUAUGCUCCGAUUGUGGAUUCGUUUGUAGCACUGGUGGUAUUUUGCGUGAGGAUGGAAGGAUUUUCUUUGCCUUGGAUGGUACUCCACUUCCAGUUGUGUUUCAGAAAAAAGAUGAUUAAUUUGAAGCACUAAGUUUGAAGAAUAUUGUGGCCGUUUAGUCAUAGUUCUUUUUAUGGUAAAUAGGGAUUAAUAUAUGAUAUAUGGAGCUAUCAUCCAUUUAUUUUAGGAAGAAAUAAAGAUACGUGUAUUCAGUAUUCUGUUCUUGAUUUGAAUAAAGCUCCUAAUUGUUAUGAGUUUGUAAUUCAUUUGCUACUUUGGUUAUUAUAUAUUAUACUUCUUUUAUUUCAUCUU